This is a messenger RNA of Didymodactylos carnosus, 561 nucleotides long. Lineage: Eukaryota; Metazoa; Rotifera; Eurotatoria; Philodinida; Philodinidae. The record is from the annotation of a GenBank genome assembly.
AUGCCUGAACCUACACAUGAACACAUCUAUGGCGUUAAUAAAUGGCAAGAUUUCAGUCGUCGUGUUUUCGAUUAUAUGUAUUUCUAUCCGGUAGAAUGGUUUCAUGAAAAUAUUGUUGAACGUUUAAGAGGUCCAUCUUAUCCUUAUUAUCACCGAAAGUUUAAUCCCGUUAAGACCAUCGAUGAAUGUGAAAUUGAUGAUAAAGUUUGUUUUUAUGAAGCAAACCAAGUUUAUGAGCGUGACAAACGUAUUGAUACGAUAAUUCUAGAUAUAUUAUUUACUCGUGCUGCUCGAUGUAGUAUCUAUGAAGGAAAAUUGGAUCAGGAUACUACAUGUCGUAAAGAAUUGGAUGAUUUAUUUCAAGCAAGAUGUAAUUAUUAUCAAAAAUAUGGUGAAAUGGGUGUACCACAUUCAGUUAUCGAUGCUUAUAUGAAACAAAAACAUCAUAUGGUUUAUAUGAGACGUCAUCCCGAUUAUGAUUUCACUGGAAUUGAUGAUCAAAGAAAAUUUGAACAAGAACGAAAGGCUAAUAUGAAAAAAAUUCGUCAACCAUUGCAUUGA